This is a messenger RNA of Physeter macrocephalus (sperm whale), 4008 nucleotides long. RefSeq names its product CDP-L-ribitol pyrophosphorylase A (gene CRPPA). The record is from RefSeq and is a predicted model, not a curated record. Lineage: Eukaryota; Metazoa; Chordata; Mammalia; Artiodactyla; Physeteridae. The transcript is spliced from 20 exons. Gene Ontology annotation, molecular function: D-ribitol-5-phosphate cytidylyltransferase activity. The coding region runs from base 1 to 1344 and encodes 447 amino acids. Gene Ontology annotation, cellular component: cytosol. Gene Ontology annotation, biological process: protein O-linked glycosylation via mannose; isoprenoid biosynthetic process.
AUGGAGUCAUGGCCGCCUGGCGGCUCUGGGCCCGCGGAGGCCGGGCCUCGCCUGCGCGGCUUGCGCGGCGCCGACCUCGCGGCCUCGGCCUCCUUGCUGAGCGGGGCCGGGGCCGGGGCCGAAGCCGGGUGCAGCGCGCCGGCCGUGGCGGCCGUUUUGCCGGCGGGGGGGAGCGGGGAGAGGAUGGGCGUCCCCACCCCGAAGCAGUUCUGCCCCAUCCUGGAGAGGCCGCUCAUCAGCUACACCCUGCAGGCCCUGGAGAGAGUAUCUUGGAUAAAGGACAUUGUUGUGGCAGUAACUGGAGAGAACAUGGAAGCAAUGAAGUGUAUUAUUCAGAGGUACCAGCAUAAAGGCAUCUCUCUGGUUGAAUCUGGAGUGACCCGCCACAGGUCAAUUUUCAAUGGACUAAAAGCACUGGCAGAGGAUCAGCCCAACUGUAGACUCUCAAAGCCAGAAGUAGUGAUUAUCCAUGAUGCUGUGAGACCAUUUGUUGAGGAAGAUGUCCUCCUUAAAGUUGUCACAGCUGCUAAGGAACAUGGGGCUGCAGGAGCAAUCCGACCUCUUGUAUCUACUGUCAUCAGUCCAUCUGUAGAUGGCUGUUUAGACCACUCACUGGAACGUGCAAGACACAGGGCAAGUGAAAUGCCACAGGCCUUUCUAUUUGAUGUGAUCUAUGAAGCGUAUCAGCAGUGUAGUGACUAUGACUUGGAAUUUGGAACUGAGUGUUUGCAUUUGGCUCUAAAAUACUGUCACAUCAAAGCCAAACUUAUAGAAGGAUCUCCUGACCUCUGGAAGGUGACCUACAAACGAGAUCUGUAUGCAGCUGAAUCGAUUAUUAAGGAAAGAAUUUCACAACAAAUUUGUGUAGUUAUGGACGCAAAAGAAGAUGAAGAACAUGUAGGUCAUCGUCUUGAAGAAAUGCUAAAAAAUGAAUUAAAUCAUGUAAAAGUCACAUCUGGCAGAGAUCUUCAGCAAAUCAUCUUAGAGCAAUGCUACAAUUUUGUUUGUGUGAAUGUUAUGACCUCUGAUUUUGAAGAAACCCAGAAAUUACUGAAUAUGCUUGAAGAGAGUAAUCUUUCCAUUUUAUAUCCUGUUGUUGUUAUUUCAGUGCAAUUUCUUGAUUAUGAAUCAGUACCAUUUGGUCAGAAAAUGGAAAACCUAAUGCAGAUUAGAGAAUUUGCCAAGGAAGUGAAAAAGACAAAUAUUUUAUUAUAUGGCCUUCUCGUAUAUUACCCACAGGAUGAACAGAAGCUACAGGAAAGUUUAAGGCAAGGUGCCACCAUUAUUGCUGCCUUAAUCAAAGAAAGAAAUUCCGGACUCAUUGGUCAACUACUGGUAGCAUAAAGAACAUGAAGAAAAUUACCUGCUGUGUUCUUAGAAACAUUUACCUAAUUUCCAUACGAGGAAUAUAUGUCCACUUCAUGACUUUGGGAUUCAUCCUGUGACCUGCUUUGACCAACAGAGUGAGUCACAAGUGGCAGUGCACCGCUGAGACUACGCUUAAGAGACCUUGCAUGUUGCUGCUUGCUCUCUCCCACUUCUGCCACCACCACGAUGUACACACUCCGCCUGGCCUGCUGCCUCCAAAAGGAAAACAAGAGCCGGGAUCACCUGACCUCCAGCUAAUUAACAAAUGGAUGCAGAAGCCCAGCUGAGAUCAGCAGGGUCUCCAGCAGACAGGAACUGCAGUAGAAACUGGUACAUAGUGUCGGGUUGAGUUUCCUGAUUGUGGCAGGAGUGGCCAAGGCCUGAUGGGUCCUCUCUGCAGUGGUUGGGAGUCAGUCCUCCAGGCCCACUUGGAGCCUCCUCUGCUGCCUUGCCCAGAUUGGCCCUCAACGGGGGACUGAGUUUUGAUCACUGAAUGGGACUAGACCUUCUGAUUGAGCUAUAUUUGAAGACUCAAGGUGAGGUAGGUGGUAUCUCCCCCUUUGGCAGAUGAGGAGCCUAACGCACUGGAAAUUUAAAGGAUUUGGCCAAAGUCACAUAGGACUAGUGUCCUUAUGAGAAGAGGAGGAGAUUAUAGGAAUACAUGUGCACAGAGGAAAGGCCAUGUGAGAACACAGCAAGAAGGCAGCCAUCUGUAAGCCAAGCAGAGAGGCCUCAGGAGAAAUCAACUCUGCCACCCCCUUGAUCUUGGACUUGCAGCCUGCAGAACUUGUUUCUGGAAGAGAUUAGCGUUUCAAUCAGUAGGCUGUGUAAAGAAGAUCCACCCUCACCAGUAUGGAUGGGCAGUAGAAGGGUGAAUUCUCUCUUUCCUUGAGCUGAGAUGUCCAUCUUCUCUACUUGGAGAAUUUUUUUAAAAGGUCAAUAGUAGGACAUCACAAUUUUAUACACUGAUUUGUGUUCCCCAUAGCAAAGUCUUGCUUUUUUUUUCAACUGAAGUAUAAUUGACACACAGCAUUCUAUUAGUUUCAGGUCUCCAAAGGGAGGAAUGCUUCCAUCAGUAAACACAGCAUUGGAAGGGAAGAUGGCCAGCUGACCACUUUGGGCUCCUCAUACCUCGGAAUCAACAGGCAAAUAAGGGAGUUACUACGUUGGCUAGGGGGACUGAUCCUGACUGCCAAAGGGAAAUUGGACUGCUACUAUAAAAUGGAGGGCUUUCUUCACUGAGGAACCGCGUCCAGAUUUGGGGUGAAAAUUGAAACUGGAGAGCAGCAUUGGGGACGGCAAAGCCAGGAGCAUGGAAGGACUCAUUAAUCAGGAUCCAGAACUGCCACUGAUGAGAACUCUGCGAAGUGGGGCACAUUCUUCCCCUAGGCGCCUCCAAUCAAGCUUUAGAACUCACCACUCUACUGAAACUGCUCUUGUUUAAUCACUGAUGACCUCCACAUUGCUAAAUCCAAAUCAGUUCCUGUUCAUCAUCUCAUGUGACCCAUCAACAGAAUUUGCUACAGUUGAUCACUCCCUCCUCCUUGAAAGUUUCCCCAUGUGGACUCCAGGAUACUACACUCUUCAGGUUUUCUUUUUUCACACUGGCUGCUUCAGCUAAGACUCCUUUGAGGGUUUCUCUUAAUCACCUGACCAGGAAUCACUGGAGUGACUCAGGGCUAAGUCCUCAGACCCUUCUCUUCUCUCCCUACACUAUUUUGCCAAUCACAUCUUGUACAUGAUUUCAAAAAUCAUUUCUCCACUGCCAGCUCCCAGUUGGAUAUCUCCAUCCUAGACCUCUUCUCUAAACUCAACAUCUCUCUACUUAGAUAUGUAAUAGGCAUCUCAAAGUCAGCAAGUCCAAAAUUGUGCUCUUACCAUUCCUUUCAAAUCUGUUCUUCACAGAGUCUUCUCAAUAUCAGUAAAUGGCAACUCCACAUUUCAUUUGCCAAGGCCCCAAUCUUUGGGAUCAAUUUUUCUCCUUCUCUCCUAACCUGCUUUCAAUCCAUCACCAAGCACUGCUCACUGUACCUUUAAAAUAAAUCUAUAAUCCAAGCAUUUUGUACUCCCUUCAUUUCUAUCAAGUUAAUCCAAGCCAUCAUCAUUUUUUGAAUGAAUGAUCAUAACAAGCUUCUAGCUAGUAUUCUAAUUUCUGCCUUUGUCUCCCCAACAGUUUAUUAUCAAUAUAUCUGCCUUAAGAAGCAUAAAUUCCAAUAUGUCACUCUUCUAUAUAAACUCUCCAGUGGCUUCUCAUCUCACUCACAGUAAAAGCUGAAGUCCUUAUAUUGAUCUACAUAAUCUGGUCUUGGUUAUGUCUCUGUGGUCAACUUUGCUGGUUGCUCCAUUCUCGUUAUAUUAGCCACUCUGCUUUUCUCAUACUCCAUGAAUAAUCUGCCUUCAAAAGCUUUUGCAGUCGUUUCUCUCUACAUAACAAUUUUCUACCAUAAAUGCACAUGACUGGAUUUCUGUCUGUUUCUACUGAAGUAUAAAUAGCCUGAUUCUCAGUGAAACAUUUCCUGGCCACCAUAUUUAAAAUUCCAUUCCCUAUACCUCUUAUUUCCUUUAUUUUUCUCUAUACAGUAACUCCCAUCAAUAUCUAGCUUACUAUAUAUUUUACUUGUUUAUUUUAUCUAUUAUAUA